CUAGCUAGCGGCCGCCAUUAGCCUGUGCAUUGCUCUGCUUUUCCCCUCCAUUUUUCAGUGAAAUUGCACAUCAUAUCAAGCUAAAAGCAAGCCAUCCAUGCCAGCUUUGUGAGUUUGCUUUCCUUCUUUGAUUGACAUCUGAAAUCAUUCCAAACCAAUCCACUAUACCCUUUCUGCUCUUUCCUUCUUUAUCUACAUUUCAGGCCUCUCUUCCUUUUCUGUUUUCAAGAUUGCUUGCUAUAUUUAACAAACAGUAGCCUUUGUGCAUGCAAUGGAAAUGGCAACUGAGAAAGACACUGAUUUCUACUCUCACAAAUUCCCUUGUGCCUCUCAGGUAAUGGAAGAAAUCCGGGAGCUAUGGGGCAUGGCCUUUCCUAUAACAGCCAUGAACUGUCUCGUCUUCGUCCGCGCCGCAGUGUCUGUCGUAUUCCUCGGCCGGCUGGGCAGCCUGGAGCUCGCCGGAGGCGCUCUGUCCAUUGGGUUCACCAACAUCACUGGUUACUCUGUUUUGGUGGGUCUCGCCUCAGGCCUCGAACCCGUCUGCAGUCAGGCCUUUGGUAACAAGAACUGGGACCUCCUCACUCGGUCCCUGCAGCGCAUGGUGCUCAUCCUCGUCCUCGCAUCGAUUCCCAUCGCCGUGCUGUGGCUCAAUCUCGAGAGAAUCAUGGUUUUCGCCGGACAGGACAGAGCCAUCACCGCCAUGGCCGCAACGUACUGCCUCUACUCCCUCCCGGACUUGCUGACAAACACGUUGCUGCAGCCGCUGCGGGUAUUCCUGAGGUCGCAGAAGGUGACGAAGCCGCAGAUGUACUGCACCCUGGUGGCAGUGGCCUUCCACGUGCCGCUGAAUCAUGUCCUGGUGAACCAAAUGGGGCUGGGAGUCCCAGGCGUGGCGGUGGCGUCGGUGCUGACGAAUCUCAACAUGGUGGUGCUCAUGGCGGGGUACGUGUGGUGGGGGAAGGGAAUGACGGUGCUGAGAUGGACGGCAGGGAUUGGAGAGGUGUGUGGUGGACUUGGACCACUGUUGAAGCUGGCGGUGCCGAGCUGCUUGGGUAUAUGCUUGGAGUGGUGGUGGUAUGAGAUUGUGAUAAUCAUGGCUGGCUAUUUGCCUCACCCAACUCUGGCCGUCGCCGCCACUGGGAUUCUUAUUCAGACCACCUCUAUGAUGUACACUGUCCCCAUGGCCCUAGCUGGCUGUGUUUCUGCCAGAGUUGGGAAUGAACUCGGAGCUGGGAAGCCAUACAAGGCCAAGCUUGCAGCGAUGGUUGCUUUGGGAUGUGCAUUUGUAAUUGGUAUCAUCAAUGUGACAUGGACGGUAAUUUUGAGGGAGAGGUGGGCUGGCCUAUUCACCGAAGAUGAGCUCGUCAAAGUUUUGGUUGCAUCAGUUAUGCCGAUAAUGGGGCUCUGCGAGUUAGGUAACUGCCCCCAAACUACUGGCUGCGGCAUCCUACGCGGCACUGCACGCCCAGCCGUAGGUGCACGUAUCAACUUAGGUUCGUUUUACUUUGUGGGAACUCCUGUAGCUGUUGGACUAGCUUUCUGGCUCAAGAUUGGAUUUGCUGGACUUUGGUUUGGUCUGUUGUCUGCUCAGGUAGCUUGUGCUGUGUCUAUUCUCUAUGUGGUGCUGGUGAAGACUGAUUGGGAAGCUGAGGCUUUGAAGGCCAAGAUGCUGACUGGAGUAGAAAUGGGUGUGUGCAAUGAGAAAGAUGAUGAAGAAAACAGAGGUUUAUUGAAGAAUGAAAACCAUCAUCUUCAUGAUGAGAAUAACACGGAUGAAUUUUAUUAAAAUUAUGGAUGAGAGAGGAAGAGAGAGACCUUUGUGGUGUGGUUACGUUGUUUAGGCUCAUGACGUGAUCGAAGCAGCCAUGCAUGCUCAAGAUUUUGGGUUUUGGAUCUCUUGUUUCGUUAUAAUUAGUUUUCAUGGGUCUGGUGUUCGGGUUUUGUCACCAGAAAUAGUCACUAGCUAACACUAUCCAGGUGCUGGAAAUAGUCUGGCAUCAAGAAAUGCAUAUGUUGUUAAUGACUUUCAACAACAUAUAACUCAUGUUGCACGUUGUGUACGUUAUGGAGCUUAUGGAAGUUGCAUGUAAUGGUUUAACAUCAGGCAUUGAUUGUUGUUCUAGGUUCACCAAGACAUGUAGUUUGUGUUGUAAAUUUUUACAGUAAACACUCAUGUUGUAAGUUUUCAACAUGUUGAGCAUG
Molecule: messenger RNA, 2202 nt
Organism: Argentina anserina (silverweed cinquefoil)
Lineage: Eukaryota; Viridiplantae; Streptophyta; Magnoliopsida; Rosales; Rosaceae
Product: protein DETOXIFICATION 54
Exons: 4
Coding region: 272-1786 (504 amino acids)
Biological process (GO): xenobiotic detoxification by transmembrane export across the plasma membrane
Cellular component (GO): membrane
Molecular function (GO): antiporter activity; xenobiotic transmembrane transporter activity
Source: RefSeq, a predicted model, not a curated record